Contarinia nasturtii (swede midge) is the source of this 1594-nucleotide messenger RNA. RefSeq names its product probable serine hydrolase. The transcript has 4 exons. Lineage: Eukaryota; Metazoa; Arthropoda; Insecta; Diptera; Cecidomyiidae. The record is from RefSeq and is a predicted model, not a curated record. Bases 175 to 1236 code for a protein of 353 amino acids.
AUGAACUGUCAUCUAAUCAUUUUCACAUUGCUCGUGGAAUUUCACGAAAAAAGCAGCAAAUACGACAUUUAGAAAAAAUAUAAAAAGAAAUAGAAAAAAAUAGAAUUUCAUUGAAAUUCCGCAUUUUAUACUGUGUUUCAUACCGACAACUAUUAAACAAUCAAAUAAAACACCAUGAAUAAAUUGUGUUCAUUGAAAAAUCUACAAAAAUUGAUAUACCCAGGUCAUCGUUCAUUGGGCACAACAAAUGCCAAGCUCCAGUCAGUGGAUGAACCGAAAGUCGACGAGACUCCGGCCAAUGUGAUUGAGUUUGAAGAAUUCCAACUGGACCUAACGUAUGGACAAAUAACCGGCCGAUGGUGGGGUUCAAAAAAGAAGCGCCCAAUAUUAAUGUGUCAUGGUUGGCAAGAUUGUGAAGGUUCGUUCGCGACUCUGAUCCCAUUGUUACCGCCAGAAUUCAGCUACCUUGCGAUCGAUUGGCCGGGUCAUGGUUUUUCAUCACAUCUCCCGCCGGGCUGUUAUUAUCACACCGUGGAUUUUAUCGUAAUUUUAGAAGAAAUUCGUAUAAAAAUGAAAUGGGAACGUAUCAGUCUGAUAGGUCACUCGAUGGGUGCGAUUGUUUCGUUUUAUUACGGUGCAAUUUUACCCGAAAAUGUCGACUUAAUUGUUGCAUUAGACACACUCAAGCCCCAAAAUUAUCCGCCACACACCACGGAGAAAUUAUACACAUUCCGAGCAACUCAACUCAUCAAUUUGAUGGGCAAGUUAAAAGAACAUGCACCUGAAUACACUUAUGAUGAGUUAGGGCAGCGGGUCCUUGACGGAUCCUACCAAUCUGUGGACAUCGAUAAAGCAAAAUAUAUGUUCAGCCAUGGUAUAAAACCAUCUAAAAAUAAUCCAAAUAAAUUCUAUUUCACCAGAGACGUUCGGGUCAAGUACAUGCAACCAUUUUACAUUGCACAAUCGGUCGCAGCGGAAUAUAUAAAACGAAUUCAAGCCGCUUAUUUAUUCAUCAAAUCGGAUGAUCGGAUCUUUCGAGAACCAGAAAAAAAUAUACUCGAAUCAAUCGAACUGUUUAAACGAUACAAUAAAAAUUUUGACAUGUUAAAAAUACCCGGAACACAUCACGUUCAUCUAAAUCAACCCGAAUUAAUGGCAGAGAAAAUUGGAACAUUUCUUCAUAAACACUAUAUUUUCGAGGAACAAAAGUGCAUUGAAUUGAAAUGCAAAUUAUGAAUUGAAAAUAGAUUUGAUCAUUAUCGUUUGAAAUUAUCGUACGAUUUAUGGAUAAGUAAAAAUAUUUAUAAUUGGGUAUAGUGGACUACGGGAUCGCAUUUUUAUCUGGAUGAUCUGUUUUUUUUUCAUUCACUCCAAAUUUUUAUUGGACACAAUUUGUUAGCAAUUGUUUUGAUUACCAAUUAAGUUGAAGUAUUUUUUUUAUAUAUUUAUUUUACUGCCUUAUCACAAGCCAUCCAAAACUGGAAUCAUCUCUAUCUUUGUACAAAAUAUCUACCGUAAAAUAUUUUACGGUAUUUUACUUUUUGAAUCUGCUUUUAAACGAGAAUUUAAGUUUAAACACCAAAAUGGGAACGGG